This is a messenger RNA of Protopolystoma xenopodis, 665 nucleotides long. NCBI's taxonomy places the organism in Eukaryota, Metazoa, Platyhelminthes, Monogenea, Polystomatidea, Polystomatidae. The record is from the annotation of a GenBank genome assembly.
CUUAUAAGGCUAAGUUAAUGUGGAAAAUUGCAAAUGAUAAAGCUAACAAAAACGGAUUAAGGAGUACUUUUUAUUCUGUUAAUAAAGAUGAAUAUACCGGAGAAUGGAAAAAUAACAAACGGCAUGGUAACAUCUUCAAUAGUCGUGGGACAUAUAAAUGGAACUCGAAAGGUCUUAUGUAUGAAGGUGAUUGGAUCAAUGGGAAGCGUCACGGCUUUGGAGUUUUAAGUGUUAUAGGCGAGGACAUGAAACAUAGAAAAAUAUAUGCUGGUUCAUGGAAAAAUGACAUGCGAGAUGGUUUUGGGGAAAAUUGUUAUUCAGAUAAAGAGUUUUACGAAGGUGAAUGGACCAAAGAUCUGCGAUCUGGUUGGGGAAGAAUGUAUUGCAAAGAUGGAUCCAUAUAUGAAGGAAGGUGGCGUGAAGAUAAGAGAUGCGGUGAUGGAAUGCUGAGAUUGCCAAACGAAAAUAGAUUUGAGGGUAGUUGGCUAAAUGACAUGAAGAAUGGCAGGGGAAAAUUUUUUUUCCUUAAUUCUGGCCAAAUGAUGGAGGGUGUCUGGGUAAACGAUAUUCCAAAAUGCUGCCAAAUGACUGAUAUAGGGCGCGAGCAGGCAUCAAGACCAACAGAAUUUCCCAUACCAGAGGUAACUUUUAUAGAAUUUUGUUGA